AUGGCUGAUAAAAAUUCAAAAACUAUAGAUUUCAUUUACAUAGAGAUUAAAAACUAUUCUCUGGAAUGCAACGAGCUCUGGAGGAAGGAGGAGGACUUGAAACAAGAGCACGCCAGACGGAUAGCUCGUGAUACGUUGCCCAAUAUCUACCAUUUGUCAGCUCCCCGACAAAAGGAAACACCAGCGUGGCGGAUAAAGCAUGGACUGAUUGCGAGAAAAGACCUCAUUCCGGCUAUACAUCAGAACGCAGGACGUGAGGAUCUCUUCAUUGUUACAUUUUUCGUAGAAACGUCUUGUGAAAGUACUAGAUUGAUCAAGCAACAGUCCACAACAGUUUUAGUUCUGGCUUCUUUUGAUUUAUAUAUACGUAGGAUGUAGCACAGCAGCACGUCAGGUUACCAAGAUAUAUCAAAUUACCGCAAUCGAUUAAGAAGCAAUAAUUUUCAUUUAAAAUGUAGUUGAGAGAAUCGUAUCACUACUCCUCUAACAUUGCAAUCUAUCCGUCUGGUGAACAUAUCGAAGUUAGAGGUGCGCCUGUCGGUGCGGCCUCCGAAGCGUCGUGAGCUGGACGUGAUGUUGUGCAGUCCACGCGGUCUCACCGUGUCCGCGGGCGCGGCCGCUGAGCUGCGGGUCAGGUUCACGCCGAGCGACGUGCGAGCUGUGACCGACACGUUGUUGAUACGAGUGUCCAACGGGAAAUGUAUCCUGGAGGGCGGAGUGCGCGCGGGACGUGAUGUGCUGGAGCUAGGCGCGCGCCUGCUGGGGGACGUGCACUGCGCGCGGCUGCUGCUGCACUGUAGCGUGCAACACGCCGACUUCUUCGUACUCACUGAGGACGCUUGGCUCUCCUACUGUCUCGAUUUAUGGAACACUGAACAUAAUGCUUUAGAUCCCCCUUGUGAGGGGGGAUCGUACCAACCCCUGAGAACAGAGGAGGCGCGGAAGAGAAGGGAGGGAGACCGGCGAACUUCUUGA
Diatraea saccharalis (sugarcane borer) is the source of this 975-nucleotide messenger RNA. Lineage: Eukaryota; Metazoa; Arthropoda; Insecta; Lepidoptera; Crambidae. The record is from the annotation of a GenBank genome assembly.